Molecule: messenger RNA, 1782 nt
Organism: Tinamus guttatus (white-throated tinamou)
Lineage: Eukaryota; Metazoa; Chordata; Aves; Tinamiformes; Tinamidae
Source: RefSeq, a predicted model, not a curated record
AGCGAGUACAUAUCGGAGCGGGAUGCCCGCCUGGCCUGGGUGAGCGGCUUCACCGGCUCCGCAGGCACUGCCGUGGUGACGCUGCACAAGGCUGCCUUGUGGCCUGACAGCCGACACUGGCCGGGAGGCCAGAUGGACUGCAACUGGGAGCUGCACAAGACGACCUGGAUUGAGUCCAUCGGGCUGUGGAUCCUGGAGGCAGUUCCUGCAGGAGGGAACGUCAGCUUGGACCCCUUCCUCUUCUCCAUCGACACCUGGAGCAGCUACAGUGAGGCUCUCCACGGCUCCGGCAGGACCCUGCUUCCCAUGGAGACCAACCUCGUGGACCAAGUGUGGACUGACCACAGACCCCCUCCAGCCUCCAGCAAGAUCUACAGCCUCCCGGCAGAGUUCACAGGGAGCAGCUGGCAGGAGAAGGUGACAGGCAUCCGGCAGCAGAUGGAGCAGCACGUGCGGAGCCCCACUCGGGGCGGGAGGAGCCGGCCUGUGCGCAGCCAGCACAGCCACCUCCACGGCGGGGCCCCAGCCACCCCGCUGCCCAUGGACCCUGCCCUGACGAGUGACAGGGCCAGAGGGGUCCUGGGGAAGCCGGUGAGCACAGGCUCUGACAUCUGGUUCUUGACAGGGCUCUUCAACCUCCGUGGAGAAGACAUACCCUACAACCCUGUCUUCUACUCCUACACGCUGCUGACCAGCACCAGCAUAAGGCUGUUCGUGGACGGGACACGCCUCACGGCGGAGGCUCAGCAGUCCCUGCAGGAAGGCUGCCCGGGGCCCCUGUGCGUGGAGCUGCAGGAGUACGAGCAGGUGCGUGAGCACGUCCGUGCCUAUGCCCAGGGCAACGUCACCAUCUGGCUCGGCACCGAGUACACCACCUACGGCCUCUAUGGAGUCAUCCCCCAGGAGAAGCUCCUGGAGGACAGCUACUCCCCAGUGAUGACAGCCAAGGCUGUGAAAAAUGCCAAGGAGCAGGAGUUACUGCGGGCCGCUCAUGUGCGGGAUGCUGUGGCAGUCAUCCAGUACCUGCUGUGGCUGGAGAAGAUGGUCCCACAAGGGCUGGUGGAUGAGUUCUCAGGGGCACAGCACGUGGAUGCGCUCCGCCAGGACGGCACGACAGACAUCACACGCACCAUGCACUGGGGUGUGCCAACGCCAUUCCAGAAGGAAGCCUACACCCGGGUGCUGAUGGGCAACAUUGACCUGUCCCGCCUCGUCUUCCCCGCCGACACGGCAGGAAGAACAGUGGAGGCCUUUGCCCGCCAGGCACUCUGGAAAGUCGGGCUCAACUACGGCCACGGGACCGGCCACGGCAUCGGAAACUUCCUGUCGGUCCAUGAGUGGCCCGUGGGCUUCCAGUCCAACAACAUACCACUGACGAAGGGCAUGUUCACUUCCAUCGAGCCUGGAUAUUACCAGGAUGGCGAGUUUGGAAUCCGCAUCGAGGACAUUGCCCUUGUGGUGGAGGCGCAGACUGAGCACCAAACUGCAGAGAAGCCAUUCCUGACCUUCGAGGUGGUGUCCCUGGUGCCCUAUGACCGCAACCUCAUCGAUGUUGACCUCCUGUCAAAGGAGCAGAUCCAGUACCUGAAUGCCUACUACGAGACCAUCCGGGAGCGCGUGGGGCCGGAGCUGCGGCGGCAGCAGCUGGAGGAGGAGUUCGCCUGGCUGCAGAGGAACACGGAGCCCUUCCUGCAAAGCAGUGCUGCCACCACCGCCACCACCCUGGGCACACUGGCUGCCACCUCCCUCCUCUCAGCACUGCUCAGUGAGCUGCAGCCCUGA